Messenger RNA from Leptosomus discolor (cuckoo roller), 778 nucleotides. RefSeq names its product homeobox protein CDX-4. Gene Ontology annotation, molecular function: RNA polymerase II transcription regulatory region sequence-specific DNA binding; DNA-binding transcription factor activity, RNA polymerase II-specific. Gene Ontology annotation, biological process: embryo development; animal organ morphogenesis; anterior/posterior axis specification. NCBI's taxonomy places the organism in Eukaryota, Metazoa, Chordata, Aves, Leptosomiformes, Leptosomidae. The record is from RefSeq and is a predicted model, not a curated record. Gene Ontology annotation, cellular component: nucleus.
AUGUACCCAGGAGCAGCGAGGGGUAACAACCACCUGCCAGCGCAAAACUUUGUGUCUGCUCCACCCUAUUCAGAUUACAUGGGAUACCAUCAUGUGCCAACUCUGGACACCCACGGACAGCCUGCGGCAGCCUGGGGAGCUCCCUACGGCCCACAGAGGGAGGACUGGAACGCUUACGGCCCAGGACCUUCCAGCACCGUGGCUGCUGCCCAGAUCAAUGGCUCGUCUCCUGGACAGGUCUCCUACAGCUCUGCGGAUUACAGCUCCCUCCAUCCUGCUGGAGCUGGGGGGUUACCUCCUGUAGAUACAAUUAAUACACAGCAAAUCUCUCCCAACAGCCAAAGGCACAGCUCUUACGAAUGGAUGAGGAAAACGGUCCAAGCUAACACUACAGGUAAAACAAGAACAAAAGAAAAAUACCGAGUUGUUUACACAGAUCAUCAGAGACUAGAAUUAGAGAAAGAAUUUCACUGCAACAGAUAUAUUACAAUCAGGAGAAAGUCAGAACUUGCAGCAAACCUGGGACUAUCUGAAAGACAGGUGAAAAUUUGGUUCCAGAAUCGACGAGCAAAAGAAAGAAAAAUGAUCAAGAAGAAAAUAUCUCAGUUUGACGGCAGCGGGGGCUCAGCUCAGAGUGACUCUGGCUCACUCAGUCCAAAUGAAAUAUCUAGCUCUCUGUUCCCGCCACCACACGGAAUAAACGGAUUACAGCCUAAUGACAUUCACCAAGUCAUAGUUUCAGAAUGAACAGAGGGGGGGUAAAAAAUAAGGAAAAAAA